GAAAAGUGUGCAAACUUCUUGUAAUUGACAACAAGGAGUUUUGUGUGAGAAAUUGUGUUUAUUUGCAUAUUUCUCGCAUUUCUUGGGUUUGUUUGAUGAUAAAUUAGUGCUUAAGUAGUGUAAUAAAUCAUGAUAAAGGCAAUUUUAGUGUUUAACAAUCAUGGUAAACCCAGGCUGUCGAAAUUCUACCAAUACUUUAGCGAAGAUAUGCAGCAGCAGAUCAUCAAGGAGACAUUCCAGUUGGUUUCCAAGCGAGACGACAACGUGUGCAAUUUUCUAGAGGGCGGAAGCCUGAUCGGAGGAUCGGACUACAAGCUGAUCUACCGCCACUACGCUACGCUCUACUUCGUCUUCUGCGUGGACUCCUCGGAAAGCGAGCUGGGCAUCCUGGAUCUGAUCCAGGUGUUCGUGGAGACUCUGGACAAGUGCUUUGAGAACGUGUGCGAGCUGGAUUUGAUCUUUCACGCGGACGCCGUGCAUCACAUCCUGUCGGAGCUGGUGAUGGGCGGCAUGGUGCUGCAGACGAACAUGGCGGACAUCCUGGCCAGGAUAGAGGACCAGAACAAGCUGGUGAAGCAGGAGGCGGGCAUCUCGGCGGCACCCGCGCGAGCCGUGAGCGCCGUGAAGAGUAUGAACAUUCCUCAGCAGUUUAAAGACAUGAAGCUGCCCGAUUUGCCGCAGGCCAUCAAAGAUCUGAAAUUCUGACCGAUUAGCUACAAUCCUCACCACGCAAUGUACAUCCCCAUUGAAUGCACGCCCAUCUCUGGUGUCUCCUCUAUUGAGACGCGCUAUCAGAGCGACGUGGCCUCGAAUUCCGGGCACAUCGUCAGCGAGCGGGCCCUGCAGAAGCCUUCUAGUGACUUCAGGAUGCUGAAGUCUCUGCAAGCUCUCGCCCUCUGCCCAUAUCGACUCAAUUUAUCGGCCCACGAAGUCCUGAACGGCACCAAUUCCUUGGAGCCCGAGGGAUCCGUCGCGAGAGGAGACACCGCGUGAGAGGGACCCCCAAUCUCCAAUCACUCCCCUAUUUUUAUGUAUCCGCCGCUUCCGGGUAGAACAGAAGAGGCGGCAUUGCUAAUAAAUAUAUAUUAAUUUGA
Phlebotomus argentipes is the source of this 1094-nucleotide messenger RNA. It is a transcript of the gene or, whose product is annotated as AP-3 complex subunit sigma-2. The coding region runs from base 130 to 705 and encodes 191 amino acids. The record is from RefSeq and is a predicted model, not a curated record. The transcript has 3 exons. Gene Ontology annotation, cellular component: intracellular membrane-bounded organelle; AP-3 adaptor complex; membrane coat. Gene Ontology annotation, biological process: Golgi to vacuole transport; intracellular protein transport. Lineage: Eukaryota; Metazoa; Arthropoda; Insecta; Diptera; Psychodidae.